AUGGAGCCACGCUACUCCUGCUUUGUAAAGACUGGCAUUUGCAGUGCCGGUCUACUUGAGACGGGGUCAUCCGUCGAAAGCUUUCUGAUCACCACAGCUGCGGGCACGCUCUCUGUAUUGACGCCAGAUUCGUCUGGGUCUUACCGUUCUAAACCCUUAGAAUUUGACCCUCAGAAAGUUGUGGCAGCAACGCCAGCGCUAAGGCCAAACAGUGCCUUUCUGGAUUUGGCCUUUUCGGCUAGUUCUUCUGGGGUCAUGUCCGUCAAUCUUUCCGAAGAUUGCCUCUACACGGUUAAUGACCUCGUGUGUGAUGCAACCCUUUUAUCCGCUGUUUCUAUGUGCCGACUCACCACUGCGGAAAGAUGCUUUGUUUCCAUGCUACGCAAGAAUAAGUCUAAUGUGGCCAGUGCGAUUCCACCCCUAGUCCUCCUAGCCCAGCAGUGCAAUGUUUCAGCGUAUAGGAUACCAACUACCGCUAGCCUGACGCAAAAUCAAACAGAAACUUUCUGGGUUCCCACGGGAGACGUUGUGGUGCACAUGGCCACCUUUUUACCACUAGCCUCUCACCUGAAGAUGAGUGAGGGUGAUUCGGAAGUAGACGAGGCUGAGCUAGAUUACUUUGUGGUUUCACGGGAUCGGUAUGGGCGUUACUUUCGUGGAGAAGAGCUUUUAGCAGAAAAGCGGCUCCCAACCCAUGUCCUUCGCAUGAAGACAUUGGGCCGGUUUAUUCUCUUGUUUCUAGCAGACCACUCCCUCUAUCUCUUGUACCUUAAUGAAGUGUCAAUACUUCAACUGCAUAGAUUCCCUAGUGAUUGUUCGCUGAUCGAUGCGUGUCUCCUCGAAAAGCCAUCCAGCAACAUCUUACUAGAAAAGCGUCCACUUUCCACUAGUACAUCCUUCAAAGCCCUCGAAGCAAAGACAAUAGAAGAGAGCUUUGACCUAAAUCCCACCACAGCGAGCACUAGUAAAACUGCAAACAGAUCAACUGCCGAUGGAAUACCACUAAUAGUGAAGCUCCAGCUUACCAAGAUUACAUUUAGUGUGCUCACGUUCCACCCCACUGCUGUGGACAGAGGCAUGCCUUCAGUCAUGGAGCUACCAAUCCACGACUUCCCCAUUGCGCUUCCUGUUACAGAAACUGCAUUGUCCACGAAAUCAGUUAAAUGUACGAUCGACUCCGGCACCUUGUCCGCUUUACCAGACAAGUCGCUGCUGUGGAUCAUUGCUAGCGACACCCUUCUUACUUUUUCUGUUAGGGUAUUUACUGACAUUUAUUCUAUGCUACUAGCGUAUAACUUCAGAGGACAUAUCUGCAAUUCAAGCCACGAUUUUUCGCAAUCCAAUGACGUGCACGAUGCAAUGCAUUUGCUCGCCAAGAAGCGCACACUGAUGGCUCAGUUGCAACUUUUGCGGCAACAACAAGUGUCCAACUCUGCACAAGAGUCUUGUACUGACGCCGACAAGGAUCAGGGGAACGAUGGUUCCAGGGAAUAUACAUUUGGAGACCUGCUCCGUGAAGCACGAUUGUUGGGUAUUUAUUGCGCAGAUGUAGAGUCUCGUUCGAUGCUCCUUUCACUGAACUGCUCUCCUGGCCACUACCUAAUUAAAGUCGCCCUUCCUGAGCAACUAUUUGUACACAGUUUUGCUAUAUUAGAUCCUAAUACUGGAGCUGCGAAAUCAGUAUUUGCACCACUUAACGUUAGAGAUGCUAGUUCUGAAUUCAGAAAGAUCUGCUGCGGUUCUGGAGACAGCUCCGUCGCAGCGUCUCUGGGGCCUAUUGUACGCGAUAGUAGUCUGCACAUGUCGACACGGUUCUUAAAUAUGGAGCAUCGUAUCCAGCAUGCGCUGCUUCUCAAUGGACAUGAUCAUGCAAUAGAUGUGGUCAACGACACGACGGUCAUGGAAAUAGACAAGGUCCGCAACGUCUUUCUUUCUGAGCUAGCUCGAACUCAUCUUUCAGAGAAGUAUACCACAUCUCUUCCAUCCUCUCACCAUAUCUCACAUCACCUUAACAAAAACGCACAGCCAGAGUCAAUUGUGGAAUUACCUAUCUCGUCAGACAUCAUUGAAGAAUAUGCUGGAUCAACUAUUAUCCUGCAACUAGCAGUAACACAGACUAAUUUAUCCUCGGCAACUCAUGGCAUUUCAAUCCCAAUUUCCGUAAGCCUGCCAGUGUGUCCAAUGAUGCGCCUCUGUUCCAGUUCCUUUUGCAGUACAUUGGCCUCCUUUGAAGGGGGAUCUUUGAUGGUUCUCUUGGAAGAAGUCGCGAGUCUGACAAUGAACUUUAACAACUAUAAGAUUUUAAGCACCAAACUGGCGGACAUUCUUUGCAAGCCUAUUCUUAUAGCACUGCCAGACGAUCACGAUGCCCUUGAUGGCAAGUUAGAGCAAGCUAACGAAUUUGUUUUCUUUGUGGAGAGUUGUAACUCAACAAGUCUUCUACAGCUCCUCUCUGAAGCGUCCGAUGAUGAUCUACCCCUUCCCAAAUUGUUAGGCUACUCCGUGGAAAGCAAGUCACUGGGCCUCCUAGCAAAGACUAGAAUAGCCACAGUGUUUAGAGUACAUUGCUUCUUUGAGAAUCUUCAACUUACCAAGGUGCGGCUAUCUGGAUUAGACAUCACUCUCUUAAUAAGCUUUGCGCAGAAACUUGCAACUGUAUUGCUUCCUAACGGAGCGGAUGUGACCUUGUUUCGUGAAUUGUGCUCAUCACUCAGAUUUAGCCCUAAGGCGCGCUCUUUCUUGACUGCAGUCAGGUCUAUGUACAGAAGCUCUCAGAAUCAAUUAGGGCAUGUUUCUGCCGGGCUUUCCGAGCUUUCGUCUCGCAUGCUUCUCGACUGCGACCAAACUCUCGAUCUCACCAGUGUGUGCUUUUAUCGAAGAGCCUUAGAUCAGCUUCAGCAUCUUAAAAAUAGCAUACGUAUUACUAUUAAGCAAGCUCUGGACGCACAGGAAGCCAAUAAAGCUUUUGGUUAUUGCCAGGCAUACCUAGACUCACUAGAAGCAUCUCUCUUAUUUAUCAACAGCUCCAAGGUAGAUGACAUCAAAGCGUGGAUGAACUCAGACAGCAGUCCAGCCGUUUUAGAGUGGGGCGAGUGA
Giardia duodenalis is the source of this 3096-nucleotide messenger RNA. RefSeq lists its product as uncharacterized. The record is from RefSeq and is a predicted model, not a curated record. The transcript has a single exon. Bases 1 to 3096 code for a protein of 1031 amino acids. Lineage: Eukaryota; Fornicata; Diplomonadida; Hexamitidae.